AUGUUCGACAGCGAAGCUGAUGCAUGGUACGGCAUUCCGGACUUCGACAUACUCGCCAAGAACAUUACGGUUCCAGGGCUGGCACCUCGGUUUCCUCAGGCUCACUGCACCAAAGACGGCGAGGUUUGUCAGAUGACCACCGAUGAAGGCGAGAUUAAUGCCGCUGCCUCUCUCACCGCUCUGUGGAUGUCAGGAUUCUUCGACCUCACCAACACGUAUUUCCUCAUUGCCGGGAUCGGCGGUGUUGAUCCGCAUAUCGCAACAACGGGAUCCGUGACCUUCGCCAGAUUCGCAGUCCAAUUCGAUCUUCAGUACGAAUUUUCGCAGUCUCAGGUUCCUGCCAAUGCGUCUUCAGGCUACUAUCCCCAAAGCGCAUACUAUCCGGACGAGUUCAAUCCGCGUGAUUACCCUGGAGAAAUCUACGGAACAGAAGCAUUUGAACUGAACGACAAUCUCAAGAAGAGAGCGGUUUCCCUUGCGAAGCGGGCGACACUGAACGACACUGAUGCAGCACAAGCAUACCGAUCCAAGUACGCAUUUGCACCCGCCGACCAGCCUCCUGCAGUCGUCGAAUGUGAUUCUGGCACGAGUAACAACUACUGGUCCGGAAGCGUUCUCGGAGACGCCUUUGCUGCGUACACCAAACUUCUCACGAAUGGAUCUGGCCUGUACUGCAACACUCAGCAAGAAGACAAUGCUUCACUAGAGGCACUCAUGCGUGGCGCUCUGUUUGGUAAACUGGACUUCAGUCGCAUCAUCAUCAUGAGGACCGCUUCCGACUUUGAUCGCGCUCCAGCAGACGAGACCGAGGUGUAUCAUCUCCUGUACGCGGAUCAACAGGGCUUUACGCCUAGUAUUGAGAACCUUUACCAAGCUGGAAUUGAAAUUGUGAAGGAUGUGCUGGAGCAGUGGGAAGAUUUGUAUGCUGACGGCGUCAAAGCUGAGAACUAUGUUGGAGAUUUGUUGAAUAGUCUGGGGGGAGAUGUGAUGCCUGAUAUUGGGACGGAGGCUGUCUGGAUCAAUUGA
This is a messenger RNA of Lecanosticta acicola, 1026 nucleotides long. Lineage: Eukaryota; Fungi; Ascomycota; Dothideomycetes; Mycosphaerellales; Mycosphaerellaceae. The record is from the annotation of a GenBank genome assembly.